GCGGGUCCCUCCACCGCGCGUCCCGCCGGCCCGGCCGCGCCGCGCCCGCAGACAUGGACGAAGAGCGGGAGACUCUGCAAAGGAUUGUCAGUACUCUAGUGAACAAAAAUGAUGAAAUUCACAACUUCAUUGACAUGCUGAACCAUACCAUAUCAAAUGUUCAGGUAAACUCCUCUAAUGCCAUCAGUGAGCUAGAUGAGGAGUUUGAUGGUCUGUAUUCUGUCCUACAUGAGAUGAAGGGGAGCAUGGCCAACACUAUUCAGCAAGAAGAAGCUCGUAAAAUUCAAGCUCUGCAGGAUCAGCUGAGCCAGUGCAGCCGUGCCCUGGAGAGCUCAGAAGAGCUGCUGGAACUUGCUGUGCAGUCGCUGGACAUAAAGAACCCCGUGGAGCUCUUAGAGGCUACCAGACAGAUCAAAGAUAGUGUCACGGUGGCUUCAGCAUUCCGCCUCUCUCUGAAACCAAAAGUCAGUGACAGUAUGACUCAUAUGAUGGUGGACUUCGCCCUGGAAAAGCGGAUGCUCCAAGCUGUGAAGUUUUUGCCAGUCCCUAAAGCUCCUGAGAUAGAUGUAGCAGCGUGUCUGGUUUCUGACAACUGCAUAACAAUAUCAUGGAGAAUGCCUGAGGAGGACAGCAGAAUUGAUCAUUUUGUGCUGGAGUAUAGGAAAACCAACUUUGAUGGGCUCCCUCGACUAAAAGGGGAACAGCGUUGGGAGCUAGUUGACUACAUUAAAGCUACUCAAUACACAUUAUCAGGUCUGAAAUUUGAUACAAAAUACAUGAACCUUAGAGUACAAGCUUGCAACAAAGCAGUGGCAGGUGAAUACUCCGACCCUGUGACUCUGGAAACCAAAGCAUUUGUGUUCAGUUUGGACAGUACUUCAUCUCAUCUGAACUUGAAAGUUGAAGACACCUAUGUUGAAUGGGAUCCUACUGGAGGCAAAGGCCAAGAAAAAAUAAAAGGAAAGGAAAAUAAAAACAGUGGCCAGAAUCCUCUGCUGAAGAGCAAUAGAAGAAGCAACACAGCGUCUCCGAAGAGAUCCACUAACAGUCCAAGAGCCUUGGCGAGGGGCAGCCGGGAUCGCUUUGCUGGUGAAUCCUACACAGUGCUGGGAGACACUGCUGUUGAAAGUGGACAACAUUACUGGGAAGUGAGAGCCCAGAAGGACUGCAAAUCCUACAGCGUGGGAGUAACAUACAGAAACCCGGGGAAGUUUGACCAGCUGGGAAAGACUAAUUCCAGCUGGUGCAUCCAUAUCAACAACUGGCUGCAAACCACAUUCUCAGCAAAGCAUAACAAUAAAGCAAAGACUCUAGAUAUACCUGUCCCAGACAGAAUAGGAAUAUACUGUGACUUUGAUCGAGGUCAGCUCUCGUUUUAUAAUGCAAGCUCAAAGGCAUUGUUACACACCUUCAGAACAAAAUUUACCCAACCAUUGCUACCAGGCUUCAUGAUCUGGUGUGGUGGGCUCACAGUGACUACUGGAUUGCAGGUGCCAAGUGCUGUGAAAACUCUUCAGAAGAGUGAAAAUGGAUUGGGUGGUUCAACAAGCAGCCUAAAUAAUGUUGCCUAGUAAUGUCUGUUCAACACUUCUACUGCUGAAUGUUUUUGUUUUUCUUUGUAGCUACUACUCACACAAGCCUGUGAGCAUUGGAUUUUACUGGGUUUGCUACCUUCUGCUGUUUAGGGCCUGGGUACUGAUAGUGCAAAGCACUUUGGGGCUAAAGUGUUAGGAGCCAGUGCUGGGAAUCCAGAAAAAAAAAAUGUCAGAAAGUUGAACUGUUGCCUAUUAAAAAAAAAAAAAAAAAAAAAAAAAAAAGAGAAACCAAGAGCUGUAACUAUGUACUUUUGUAAUAUUGUAUUCAAGCAUUUUGUUACAGACUUGAAUAUUAAUUUUGUUAUAACUACUAUUCUUCUAUGAAGAAUAUAGCAAAUACCAUUUUUUAGCUCUCCUAAUGCAAAUUACUCAGCUAUGUAUUUAAUUGUUACUAGGCUUCCUGUUAGAAGUUGUGAUUUCCGAGAUGCAUUUUGCAAACAGACUGAUUUGCUGGCCUAGCCUGGCAAAAUACACAGCAGUGUGGUUUCAGAAGGAUAUUACAAGAACAUGUAGGCCUGGUAUGAAGAAACAGUAAGAGCAAGCUGUGAUUAUUUCCCCUAGUGGUAUAAAAUCUUCCUGUUUUCCAUGGGUAACUCCUUUUUAAAACCAUGUAUAUUGAUAUUGGCUCCCGUUCGUCACCAUUACAUUAAUUGCAUUCUAGUUACAUUAGAAAUUUAUGUGUAGCUGUUCCAUUGCCUUGACUCCCAUUUGCAAGCCUAGUAAAACAGUAGUCAAAUUAUUCAUAGUAAUGGGAGAGCUAAAAAAAGAAAAAAAAUCAUGUUAUAUUCUUCUUGGAAAAUCCCAGCUUGUCAGUGGGAAUUACUAGGUUAUUACAGGCUUUUUUAAUCUGCUUUCUUCCCUCCAAUCAAGCCGAGGAGCCUAUAAAUAGUUUUCAGGUACACUCAUGAGUCAGGUGUUUCCUAACUGAAGAUUGUUUUCUGGUAUCACCUGAAAACUGUUAUAAAUUCAUGGUCCAUAAUGAUUUAGCUCACUUGCUGCUGGGCCAAUGUAUUUUCCUUUUGUGUAUCCUUUAGCCCAUAAAACCAUGAACAUCUAAUCAUGUCAAGCCUCAAUAUUACCAAUGGCUCCUUUCUGUCCAUCACAAUUUCUCAGGAGAAGAAGUUCCUUGAUAACCUUCUAAUAAACUGGCUGUGAUGUUCAGUGAAAAGUUAAAAUUAACAAGGAAAUGUAAUUACCUGUUCUGGAAAGUGUUAUUUUUCAUGAGGAAUAAUGAAGUUGACAGGUUGGCUGA
Vidua macroura (Pin-tailed whydah) is the source of this 2847-nucleotide messenger RNA. RefSeq names its product fibronectin type III and SPRY domain containing 1 like (gene FSD1L). The transcript has 14 exons. Lineage: Eukaryota; Metazoa; Chordata; Aves; Passeriformes; Viduidae. Gene Ontology annotation, molecular function: protein binding. The record is from RefSeq and is a predicted model, not a curated record. Bases 54 to 1571 code for a protein of 505 amino acids.